UCAGGGGACCAGAGGUGAUCGGCUUUAUGGGGCGGGAAGAACUGUUCUUGCGUCUCACAUUUUUCCCAGUGGGAAUCAAGGUAACAAGUUUCUUAUCUGGCUUCAAAAUUGCAGUAAGUUAGAUAACUUUUUUGCUUGCAGCCAAGAUACAUUUUUUCAAGGGGGAAAAUGGAUUUCUGUAGCAAAGAGAGGGUGAGAGCGCGCGAGAGAUCGUUCAACAUAGACUGCUUCAAGAAUGCAAAAAGUUACACGCCGGGGAAGCCUUCGUGUAGCUUUAGGGAAAAUGAGCAGCCGCACUCCUCCGCCAAUCUGUCCUUUCCAGUCAAUGAAAGACAUAGGGUUUGAGGUUCCUUCCGAAACGGGGCCGGCUAAUUUAGCCCCUCCCACGAGCCCGAGGGUCUGUUAUAUCUCUGGUCCUUGAGUACCUCUCUCACUGAGACGGCCACAGCAAGCAGAGGCUGAAAAAAAAAGAGCAAAGAGGAAGAAAACAAAAGCUGCCAAUUAUGGAAGAUAGAAAGGAUUCUGAACUGAAGAGAUUUUGUUCCAGAAAUAUACUGAUUGUCCUUGGCUUCUCUUCUACCCUGGCUGUGAUUGCUUUGAUUGCUGUGGGGCUGACCCAGAACAAACCAUUGCCAGAAAAUGUUAAGUAUGGGAUUGUGCUGGAUGCGGGUUCUUCUCACACAAGUUUGUACAUCUAUAAGUGGCCAGCAGAAAAGGAGAAUGACACAGGGGUGGUGCAUCAGAUAGAAGAGUGCAAGGUAAAAGGUCCUGGAAUCUCAAAAUAUGCUCAAAAGUUAACUGAAAUAGGCAUUUAUCUGACUGCAUGCAUGGAAAGAGCCAGGCAUGUGAUUCCACAGUCCCAGCACCGAGAUACACCUGUUUACCUGGGAGCCACGGCAGGCAUGCGGUUACUCAGGAGAGAAAAUACACCAUUGGCAGACAAGGUCCUGACUGAGGUGACGAAGAGCCUUAGCAGCUACCCCUUUAACUUCCAGGGGGCCAGAAUCAUCACUGGCCAAGAAGAAGGCGCCUAUGGCUGGAUUACUAUCAACUAUCUGCUGGGCAAAUUCACUCAGAAACUGCGAUGGCUCAACCUGAAGCCAAAUAGAGACCAUACUCAGGAAACCUAUGGAGCUUUAGACCUUGGGGGAGCCUCUACACAAAUCACUUUUGUGCCCCAAAACAACAGUAUCGAGUCUCCAGACAAUGCUCUGCGCUUUCGCCUCUAUGGCAAGAACUACAGUGUGUACACACACAGCUUCUUGUGCUAUGGGAAGGAUCAAGCGCUCAUGCAGAAACUGGCCAAGGACAUUCAGGGUACAAAUGGAACCCUCAGGGACCCAUGCUUUCAUCCUGGAUAUACGAAGGUAAUGAACGUAAGUGACCUUUACAAGAGCCCCUGCACCAAGAAAUUUGAGACAACUCUUCAGUUACAUCAGUUUCAAAUCCAGGGCACUGGAAACUAUCAACAAUGCCAGCAAAGCAUCCUUCAACUCUUCAACAACAGUUACUGCCCUUACUCCCAAUGUUCCUUCGAUGGGAUUUUCUUGCCACCACUCAAAGGGGAUUUUGGGGCAUUUUCAGCUUUUUACUAUGUGAUGGAGUUUUUAAACUUUACAUCAUUAGAGGAAACUCCCUCUCAGGAAAAGGUGACUGCCACGAUGGAAAAUUUCUGCUCUCAGACUUGGGAAGAGCUGAAGAUAAAUUUUGGUGAAGUGAAAGAGAAGUACCUGAGUGAAUACUGCUUUUCUGGCACCUACAUCCUCUCUCUCCUUCUGAACGGCUAUCAUUUCACAGCUGAUUCCUGGAAGCAUAUUCAUUUCAUGGGCAAGAUCCGGAGCAGCAACGUCGGGUGGACUUUGGGCUACAUGCUGAACCUGACCAACAUGAUCCCAGCUGAGCAGCCGUUGUCCACACCUCUUCCCCACUCCACCUAUGUCUUCCUCAUGGUCCUCUUCUCCCUGAUCCUGGUCAUAGUGGCCAUCAUAGGCAUGUUUAUCUUUCACAAGCCUUCAGAUUUCUGGAAAGACAGGGUAUAGGAGGAGCAACUGAAAUCUGCUGGCUGGAGUGAGAAAAAAACUUGCCCAGGGAGCACUUUCCUCCAAAAUGAUGUAUAAGGUCUUCCUUCCUUGCUCACCAAGGCCAGUCUUGACCAACAUGAAGCUUCCUUGGCUUUUGCUGAAGCCUCUUGUGGGAGGUAUUCACCACCUUCUGCCUCAAGGACUUCCUGGCAGACAUUGUCUCUUUUGUGAGUCUUUCCCAACUCUCCUCUUUCUCUUUUGUACUCUGUGCUUGUGUAGGUCUUAAAGACCUACCACCUUUCGUGAUCUUUGCUUUAUAAAAGAACAAUACUGACUUUGUCCAGAAGAACUGAGAGUCCUGAGUCCUCUGCUGGAAGUUGCGCUGGCUAAAAGAAGCAUCUCAGGAACUGGUUCGGUUGUACUCUUACAGACGCUUUCUCUCUCCUGUUUCCCAUUAUUAAGAAAGCCAUAUAAUGCCUUUGGAGAGGGCAGACACACAUCCAAUUCCCAGCCUGCCCUUUGCCUGGGAGAACUUUCUAGACUAGGCAAAUAUGUGCUAGGGCCAAAGAGUCUUACAAGGGAAUUUAUGUGCUUGUGCAGUUAAUACAAUACUUAAUCCAAUCCAAAAUAGGGAUGUGGAUGAAUCACAUAUUCCCAGGUGAUGCCAAAAUGCUACAGAGUGGAACACCCAGACCAGAGAAAAGCUGAUGCACAUAUAAGCAUUCAGAUAUCAGGGCAUACUACAUGAUAGGUGUAUACAUGUCAGGAAGAAAAAUACAGUUGCAACACAGGGUCGGGAAGAUGCAUCCUCCGAUGCAUCUAUUGGUGUUUUAUUUUUAUUGCGGUAAAAUGCAU
Molecule: messenger RNA, 2876 nt
Organism: Ceratotherium simum simum (southern white rhinoceros)
Lineage: Eukaryota; Metazoa; Chordata; Mammalia; Perissodactyla; Rhinocerotidae
Gene: ENTPD1
Product: ectonucleoside triphosphate diphosphohydrolase 1
Biological process (GO): nucleoside diphosphate catabolic process
Cellular component (GO): plasma membrane
Molecular function (GO): ribonucleoside triphosphate phosphatase activity; GDP phosphatase activity; UDP phosphatase activity
Source: RefSeq, a predicted model, not a curated record